Neospora caninum is the source of this 2706-nucleotide messenger RNA. RefSeq lists its product as hypothetical. NCBI's taxonomy places the organism in Eukaryota, Apicomplexa, Conoidasida, Eucoccidiorida, Sarcocystidae. The transcript has a single exon. The record is from RefSeq and is a predicted model, not a curated record. The coding region runs from base 1 to 2706 and encodes 901 amino acids.
AUGCUUGUGAAUUUCGUCGAUCCUCAUUUCGCUCUCACUGACGCGAGCUUCGCCCACUCCGUGGGCGAUGAACAGAGCGUGCAGGGAAUUUGUCUAGACCCCGCCGUCCAAGCCAUUCUUGCCUCAGACGGAGUACAGCUCGGGUCUCUGCGUGCAGAGUGUGUUUUUUCAAAGCCAACGGUAGCGUCUUCUCUGGAUCAGGUGACCGUCACGCCGGCAGUCUGUGGAUGUGCGGCGGCGACAACUCCACCGGACCAGGUUUCGCUGCAGUCUUUUCCACGCGAUGCUUUAGCUUCCGCUUCGGGAAAUUCCGUUGUCGCGGCAAACGCGUUACGUUCUUCUCUGCUUAACAGAACCCCGUUUCGCCAUGAGCCCCGGUCAUCAUCGGAGAACGUCGGAAGUCCUGACACGACAGAGACCGCGCGGCGUUCACGUGCUUCUUUGGACUCGUCAGGCGUCCCGCCGUGUCUCGUAUGUCAGUAUGGCUGCUCGAACGAUCCGGAAAGUCGCGAUGCCACAGACGCAUUCGCUGACAAAAUACGCGUAUCUAUUCCCGCUUCACAGGUAGCUCCAGCUGCGCCGCCCGCCGAACAGCCACCCUUCCUGCCUGCAGGCGACGCGUCUUUGCCGGCCUCGCAAGACUCCGUCGUGCCUUUGUGUCGAGUGGUAAACAAGGAUGGAUUCCUGAACCACGUCGUGGUCGCCGGCGCAUUUGAUCGCCUGCACGCGGGUCACAAAAUUCUGCUGAUGGCAGCCGCGCUGUUGGCGAGGCAGAGAGUGGGACUUGCGGUGACGUCAGGAAGUUUGAUUUCGAGGAAGGUCACGGACGCGUACCUCGCCAUGGCGUCGGGGAUCGAACCCUUUUGUCUUCGGAGCCGGUCAGCAGCAGCCUUCCUUGCGCUGCUUCUCCAGGCUAGCGGCCGUUCGUGCGUCUUCCUCAAUUACACCGCACAGGUUCUUUGCGAGGAGCUGGGCUUCUCAGAGGGCGUUUUAGGCAAGGAUUCGAGCGAGGACGGAGAGCAAAUCGAAAGGUUGUGGCGUGACGCAUAUGCCCAGGCGACUCAAGCUUGGUCUUGUUUUUCUCGCGCGCCGUGCGGCGAUCAGGCGGCCGCCGCGAACUGCAGACUGGCAGAGUCUUGCUUCGCUGCCGUGUGGAGCGACGCUGUCGACUUUCCGGCGCUGAGUGCGUGCCGGGGAAAAGACGAACGGGGAGAACGAAACCGCGACCCAGGAGAACAUCCGGUCGCCAUUUGUCUGUAUCGCAUCGGAGACCCUCUCGGCCCCGCUGGAGACCUCGACUUCGAUGCACUUGUUGUUAGCGCGGAAUCGGUCAGCGGGGGCCAGUUCGUCAACGCUGAAAGAGCGAAACGGAACCAUCGCCCUGUGCUGCUCGUCGAAAUUCCGACUCUCCCUCCCGCGAAUCCGGGCGGGAUCUGGAAACGCGACGCCUGUUCUGCUCUGGAAACGGGAGGCGCUUCUCGGGAGGCGCCCUCGCAUCAUCGGUCUACAAGCCACCAAAAGACCGAAACGUCUCAAGGGGGAGCGAGGUCGUGUACUGCGGAUGUAUCCGUUCCGGCCCCAGAACCGGCUGCACUGGCCCGGGCGCAGGCGUCUACGAAACUCAGUUCGACGACUCUCCGCGGUGUUCAGGCUCUGAGACUAGGGGUCUCCCGCGAAGAUCUGAAGCUUCUGUUCGCCGCCUUCCACGCGGCAGUGUCUAUGCUGAUAGGGACACCCGAGGCCGUUCAAAGCGCACACUGGACAGUCUUGUGCGAGAUGUACAGCGCGCCGUGGAGGCGUUUCAGCACCUUUGGCCGCCUCGCACGACUUUUAAGAAUUGUGGAGGAAACGAGCGGUGGAAGCCACGCGGAAGAAUCUCAGGGUGGGAGACUGACUCCGCAGCAGCAGGCUACUGUCUCGCUGGCGCUGUUGUUUGCCUUCGCUCCUGCAUUCCCUGGCGCUGCGUUGCGGAGGCAAAAGGUGACCGUUUCUGCUCUAGAAACACCCGCCGGUGUUGGCGUCCAACAGGCGCCGGGUGAAAACGCUAGCCCUAUACAAGCACAACACAGUCUAAACUGCGCGGGUGAACCUUCGAACGAAGCUGCAUUCGCACACGCGUUGUUAGCGGGGUGUUUUGUUGACGCAGCCAGUGCAGAGUGCACUCGGUGCGCUGCGAUGCACUUCGAUCUCUCUUCUGAAGCCCUCCGUCUCGGACCUGCCUCCGAGGAAAACAACAAGACGGUUCGUUCGAUGAAAUUCGAUACUUUCUCUUCUGUCUCGGCGUGCAUGAACGCUGCGCGAUCUGCAUGUCCCUUCCUGCUCGCCUCUCCAUCCGGAGCGCAAACGGACGCGAUGUGGAAUCAGGGACCAGUAUCGAAAGCAGGAUUUCCGUGUUCCAGAUCGAUACAACUCGCUGUCUUGCUGGAUGCCGCAGUCCCAUGGCCGGAGUAUCUAAACGCGCGAGCUCAACCGUUUAUGGAAGAGAACAGCUUCCUCUCUGUUCACGACUACCGUCGCUGGCGUGGAAACCAGAUUCGUGUGUGGCUGUCGCAGUACUGCCCGGAGGGCGACACCCGUCGUUUGGCUGCCCUCGGUCUGACUCAAGAAGAAGUCGAGCGAAUUGUGUUCAAUUUGAAAAAUGAACUGAAGAUGCUCAGUGUCUGUGACCCCGAACGCGUGCGGCGUGCGUACACACCCCCAGACUGA